Molecule: messenger RNA, 549 nt
Organism: Aspergillus lentulus
Lineage: Eukaryota; Fungi; Ascomycota; Eurotiomycetes; Eurotiales; Aspergillaceae
Product: Bys1 family protein
Source: RefSeq, a predicted model, not a curated record
AUGCAUUUCAACCUCCUCAGCCUCGCGCUCUGUCUCUCUCCCCUGGCUCUAGCCAUCCCUCACCAACCAGUCCCCAUGAAACCACCCCUGCCCAUGACCAUGAAAAUAAGACCAACAAACCAAACCCUCGGCCACGCCCUCAUCCACAACACCUGCACCACCACCAUCUACCUCUGGUCCGUCGGCUCAACCAUCUCCCCCCAGUUCACCAUCCCCCCAAACACCACCUACACCGAGGCCUACCGCCGGGACCCCGCAAGCGGCGGCAUCGCGCUGAAGAUCACGCGCGUGCAGGAUGGGCUGUAUGCCGCAGCGCCGCAGAUGGUGUUUGCGUAUAACCUUGUGGGAGAGCAGGUCUGGUAUGAUUUGUCGGAUGUUUUUGGGGAUCCGUUCCUAGGGAGUCCUGUGAGGGUGGAGUAUCGGGGGCUGGUUGGGGAGGGUGAGGAAGACGAGGAGAAAAAGAUUGAGUGGGAGGAUGGGGUGUCGCCUGGGGGAAGUAUGGUUAGGGUUGCGGGUGCGCAGGGGGAUUUGGUUCUGACGGUUUGUUAG